UUCGGUUAAAGGUCGUAUAGAACUGUGAUUACAGAAUUUUACAGGUAGAAAUGGGGGGUUUUGAUUCUGCAAAAGAGUUCUACUAUGACACCUUGUCAAGGGGAGAUAAGAGAGUUGAAAACUGGUUACUAAUGGCGACUCCGAUUCCAGUGACCAUGUUUUUUGUGGCAUAUAUUGCAAUUGUUGUAGCUGGUCCUCGUAUCAUGGCGGGCAGAAAACCUUUCAACAUCAAAUACCUCUUGUUUCCUUAUAAUGUAGCUUUAGUUGUUCUUUCAGUCUACAUGUUUAAGGAGUUUCUGAUCACCUCUAUAAGGUCUAACUACAGUUAUUUAUGUCAGCCUGUCGACUACUCGGAGAGUCCUCUAGCUAUGAGAAUGGCCAAUGUAUGCUGGUGGUUUUUCUUUUCAAAAGUGAUUGAAUUACUUGAUACGGUGUUUUUCAUAAUGCGCAAAAAGUUUGAUCAGGUGACCUUUUUGCACGUAUAUCAUCACAGCAGUAUGAUAUUUAACUGGUGGUUUGGUGUAAAAUAUGUCGCCGGAGGUCAAUCAUUCUUUACGGGUAUGUUGAAUUCAUUCGUCCAUAUAUUCAUGUAUUCGUACUACGCCCUCUCGCUACUGGGACCAAAUGUUCAGAAAUACCUCUGGUGGAAGAGAUAUCUAACGAGACUCCAACUGAUUCAGUUUUGUGCGUUUGUUAUCCACACUGGAUACAACCUGAUAAUAGACUGUGACUUUCCGCAGAGUUUUAACAUUGCUGUUUUUCUUUACGCAAUUUCUCUAAUAAUCCUAUUCGGAAACUUUUACUAUAGAGCAUAUACGCUAAGACAAAGAGACAACAGAACUGCCAAGAAAUCAUCAUAAAUAGUGCGACAGUGAUGCUGCUGGAUGAUCAAAUUAACUUGCCAUUCACUGAUAGGUUACAUACAUGUAUACUCUGACUAAUAGAAAUUUUUGUAUGUUUUUUUUCAUAUAUUGUAUUUUUUUUGAUUUGUUAUUAUGA
This is a messenger RNA of Saccostrea echinata, 999 nucleotides long. Its product is annotated as elongation of very long chain fatty acids protein 4-like. NCBI's taxonomy places the organism in Eukaryota, Metazoa, Mollusca, Bivalvia, Ostreida, Ostreidae. The coding region runs from base 51 to 860 and encodes 269 amino acids. Gene Ontology annotation, molecular function: fatty acid elongase activity. The transcript is spliced from 8 exons. Gene Ontology annotation, biological process: fatty acid elongation, monounsaturated fatty acid; very long-chain fatty acid biosynthetic process; fatty acid elongation, polyunsaturated fatty acid. The record is from RefSeq and is a predicted model, not a curated record. Gene Ontology annotation, cellular component: endoplasmic reticulum membrane.